Molecule: messenger RNA, 2465 nt
Organism: Pocillopora verrucosa
Lineage: Eukaryota; Metazoa; Cnidaria; Anthozoa; Scleractinia; Pocilloporidae
Source: RefSeq, a predicted model, not a curated record
UCGACCUGAAAUCGAUAUGAAAUAGUAUUAAUACUAAUGUUUAGCGAGGUGUUUUACCAGUCUAUUUUUCUGGCUAUAAGUAAUAGUUUCAGCUCCUAUGAAGUGAUCCAGAUCAUCAGCGAACUGCAGCUUCAGACUGACACUGAAGGGAAUAGAUACAGGACCUUCACCCAGUAACAUACCAAUGAGGUCUCGCAACUUCCUAUUCAACAUUUAAGGUUCCUGUGAUGUCGGGACAAUUAAAGAACGACACUGGGGAAAGGAAACUGAGGGUAACCCUUUUGAGUGCUGGAUGGAAAGCUUCAAGCAAUGGAGACUUGACAACCAUCAACAGAGAGCUAGCAAUACAGAUGGCUAAACAUCCCAAUGUGGAAGUCAGUGUCUUCUUACCUCAGUGUAGUGAAGAGGACAAGAAAGAUGCUGAUAGUUACAAUGUUAAACUCAUUGAAGCUGUUAAACUGUCUGGUUUUGAACCAGUUGAUUGGCUAGCCUCUGUACCUGAAGGCCAUGCUAUGGAUUGUGUUCUAGGGCAUGGAGUAGCUCUUGGUCGGCUAAUUCCACUCAUAAAGAUAAAUCCAAAUUACAGUCAUUGCAAAUGGAUUCAAGUUGUCCAUACUGCCCCUGAAGAAAUUGGCAUGUACAAAAGCAUUUCUGAAGGUCAAAAAAUGCAGCAAACAGAAAUAGAACUAUGUAAAAUGGCUGAUCAAGUUGUAACAAUUGGCCCCAAGCUAACUGAUGCAUAUAAGCACCAACUCAGAAAACAAGACGUUUUUAACCUGACACCAAGCAUUCUCUCUGAAUUUUCAGAUGUCCAGCAAGCAAGUGAUGAAGAAAGAACAUUUUGUGUCUUGGUAACUGAGAGUGGUGAUAGUGAAGAUUUUUAUGUCAAAGGGUACGACAUUGCAGUGAAAGCUAUUGCUGAGCUAAAGGAUAAAUCUUACCAACUCAAGUUUGCUUCCAAACAGAGAGGAAAAGAAGAUGAAUUAGCAAACAAGUUACUUCAGUGUGGUAUUGGUUGUAAUCAGCUAAUGAUCUGCAGCUUUGAUGAAAACAGGGAAACAUUAGCCAACUUAUUCUCUGCAGUGGAUAUUGCUAUAUUGCCCUCAAGAACUGAGGGAUUCGGGUUGAGCUCUCUUCAAGCUAUAUCUGCUGGUCUUCCAGUACUUGUCAGUGGUAACUCAGGAAUUGCAGAAGCCUUAAGGAAGGUGCCUAUUGGGUCACAGUGUAUAGUGGAUUCAGAGGAUCCUGCAGAAUGGGCCAGAGCAAUUAAGGCUGUGCGUUACAAAGAAAGGAAUGUACGACUUGCAGAGGCUAGGAUUCUUCGUGAAAACUAUUUGCAGCAGUUCAGCUGGGAGAAGCCCUGUAAUUUCCUUGUUGAAAAGAUGUACAGUCUUGCAUUUGAUCAAAAAUUAAACAUCAAAGUUGGUGUGGAACAUAUCAAACUUGCAGAUCAUGAUGCUUACAGUACAGCUUCAGUUUCAGCUCUAGAGCCAGCAGGAUAUCAGAAGGCAUCCACAGCUUCAGGUGCAAAGAGAAAAAGACAAUCUGAUACAGAUUUAGAAGAUCUAGAACUACUCCAAAAGAGAGCCCUUAGCUUAAUUGCAAUAAAUUACAUCAAUACUACACCACCACAGAGCAGGUAUGAACGCAAUGAGUUUGAGGAAUACUUAGAUAAAAUGAAGGUCCGCAUAUUAGAUGUUUCUGUCAAAAGUUUGGUGAUAACAGUAAAGUGCGAGUCUCUCAAGAGCUUGGAGGAAUUAUGGGAAGAUUACUCAUGUGGCCUUUUGGAUCAGAUAGUUCGAGAUUGUUUUGUGACGGAAAAGAUCUUGAAGGAACUUAACUUGGCAGAACUGAAGCUGAAAGCAACGAUGGACUUAGAAGAGUACAAUGCAUACAAACUGUACUUUCUUGAGAAGGAUGCACUCAAAGGUGCUUCAUCAUCUGAAUUCCACUCUAUAAGUUCAACCAGUCCACGAAAACAAGAAGAGCUGAAAAAAUGGGAACAGAAGUCAAAGAUUGUUGAGAGAGAGAAACUGAAAGGUACUUCACCCCUCACUAUAAAACCCAGUACUGGUCUCAGAAAAGAAUUAAUAGAGAAAGAGCAACAAAGUAAAGGUGAACAGGAAGGUACUUCACCCUCCACUGUACUGUCCACUGCUGGUCACAAAAAAAAAUGGGAAGUAAGACACAACACUGGGAAAUUUCAGGAAAAGAAAGGCAUGUUGCCUCUUCCUGGAUCUUCCAUCUUUGGUCCUGAAGAAGAACUAGUAGAGCCACGUAUGAAACUCCAAAGAAUAAAAGGUGCCUUAUCUUCUGAAUUCCACUCCAUAAGUUCAACCAGUGAAAGUCCACAAAAUCAAGAAGGUAGUUUUCCUGUCCUUCAAUUUUCAACCAUUGAUCUUGAGAAAAAACUAGAUGAACUGAGCAUGGAGCUUCAGAGGCUCAGAAUGGAAGGCAUUAUGUAA